UUUCGACACCGAGCGGGAGUUGAGGGCAGCCGCUGUGGUGAAAGGCGGGAAAGGGCAGGCCGGUUAGCAAGCGGACGGGCCAACCGGACAGCCAGCCAACAGCAAAGAACUAACCUAGCAAUCUACCGCUUAACACAUCUAACUAACCGCCCACCAAGUUAACCCGAGCCCCUCCACCGUCAACUCAAGUUCGGCCGGCCCCCGGCCCGCCUGCCGCAGCCGUGGUGGCAGCCCCGGGAGGAGCACUGGCGUCCGUUUCCUUCGAUUCUCGGGAUUUGAAGAUGGCUGCACAGUCAGCGCCGAAAGUUGUGCUAAAAAGCACCACCAAGAUGUCUCUAAAUGAGCGCUUUACUAAUAUGCUGAAGAACAAACAGCCGAUGCCAGUGAAUAUUCGGGCUUCGAUGCAGCAACAACAGCAGCUAGCCAGUGCCAGAAACAGAAGACUGGCCCAGCAGAUGGAGAAUAGACCCUCUGUCCAGGCAGCAUUAAAACUUAAGCAGAGCUUAAAGCAGCGCCUGGGUAAGAGUAACAUCCAGGCACGGUUAGGCCGACCAAUAGGGGCCCUGGCCAGGGGAGCAAUUGGAGGACGAGGCCUGCCCAUUAUCCAGAGAGGCUUGUCCAGAGGAGGACUUCGUGGGGGACGUGCCACAAGAACCCUACUUAGGGGCGGGAUGUCGCUCCGAGGUCGGGGUAUGAUAGGUCGGGGAAGAGGGGGCUUUGGAGGCAGAGGACGAGGCCGUGGACGAGGGAGAGGUGCCCUUGCUCGCCCUGUACUGACCAAGGAGCAGCUGGACAACCAACUGGGUGCAUACAUGUCAAAAACGAAAGGACACCUGGAUGCUGAGUUGGAUGCCUACAUGGCUCAGACAGAUCCCGAAACCAAUGAUUGAAGCCUGCCCACCCUCCUGUGAGACUCUUGUUAAAGUCACACAUCUGUAAAUAACCUUGAGAUAACAGAUGAGAAGAAACUUGAUUGAUGCUGGAAGGACCUACCAUAAUAGGCUAUGGACUGACUCGCCACCAGUUUGUGCAUUUAGUGUGUUCCUUUUACUUUUUGAUACUGUGUUGUAUGAAACCCUUUUUUCCUCUGACUUGGGUUUUGUUUUGUUGUCGUUUGGGGUUUUUUUUUCCUUCGCCCAGACUUCUCUUUGAACAUGAAUGUGUUGGCCUUGUGGCUAGUACACCCUCUUCCCCGCUCUGCCUUCCCUCACUUGUCAUAUGCUUUGGCAUUCUGACAUUUCCUCUGUUCAUCUCCCGUGAAAAAGUCCCAGAAAGAGCCCAUCAAUGUCCCUCCUUAAUAUCUAGGUUUCUGAGAUACAGUUCUGUUCUGCAUCAUCUUUAAAGAGCCUCUUAAAAGUGUUUAGAAAAUGUGGAGCUCAAAAAUGCAUUCUGCCACGCUGAUGUUUUAGUAAAGUAAAUUAGGAACUUAGACAUAGCUACAGGGCCACCUAACAAGUUACACACGGUAGCAGCUCUGAUUUGAUUAAAGUUAUUACCAUGUACAUUUA
Globicephala melas (long-finned pilot whale) is the source of this 1508-nucleotide messenger RNA. Its product is annotated as chromatin target of PRMT1 protein. Lineage: Eukaryota; Metazoa; Chordata; Mammalia; Artiodactyla; Delphinidae. The record is from RefSeq and is a predicted model, not a curated record.